Messenger RNA from Colletotrichum navitas, 932 nucleotides. RefSeq lists its product as uncharacterized. The transcript has 2 exons. The record is from RefSeq and is a predicted model, not a curated record. NCBI's taxonomy places the organism in Eukaryota, Fungi, Ascomycota, Sordariomycetes, Glomerellales, Glomerellaceae. Bases 208 to 786 code for a protein of 192 amino acids.
GUCUCUCACCAUUGCCCAUGUUGUAACUCGGCUGUGCUCCUCGAUAGUUUAGUCGCUUAGUCUCUGCGAUAACUCCGUCGGUGCCAUGUCAGGAAAGGGGCGGGGCAUGCCCGAGAGCAUCGACACACCAUCAGCAGAUUGGCUUCGAAAUCGGUUCUCCCCAGUUCCUGCAUAACCUGCUCAUCCGACUUGGCAGGUAUCGUUUCCAUGGUAUUUCUCUUUGAUUCCUUCACAGCAGACACCUGGAUUCCAGACGCAAGCACCAGAGUCCUCGCCGUCGGCGAAACACAGGUAAUAGGUCGCGUAUACUAUACGUAUCGACAUACAGUGGACCCUGAGGCUCACAAGCGGAACAUAUCACCCUGCAAACGUCAAGACGCCGUUAGAGUUCGGCUGCCAGUGAGACUCCCGGCUGCAGCAUCUCAGCAGCCCACGGGAGCUGGUGGCCAUAAUUCACACAGAACAUCGUUCCACAAGACGUCCAACUGCCCAAGCAUGUACAUCAAAGUAGAUUUCGACGAGGCUGCACUCGGCGAGCCAUCCCGGGGUGCGGAUGUUAAGCGCGGACGAUUCCUCCAUGUUUCCGACGAGUCUCGCCGCUGGGGUUCCACAAAAAUUGUAGGAGGACAAAGACGCGUGGUGUUCCGGCAGAGGCCGCCGGUAUUUCGCUCGUCUGGGCCAUUCUCGAACCCGUCCAUUCUGAUCUGGUCUUCGACCUCCGUGGUAUUUGCUUCAUCAGCUAGUCGGACCAUGCAUAUCCCUAAUCGUCAGAGGGCAGAGGUCUAACGUACGUCGUAUAUCCGCUAUGGCGCGCGCCGCGAAGGAAUACAUAUGCGCAGACGGAAGCGAGAUGGCUGGCCGUGGUCGUCAGUGGCGACGCGGGCACCACCAAAUCGAAGGUGGUGGCAGGCCAAUCUUCAUGGUCAUACUCA